This is a messenger RNA of Ipomoea triloba (trilobed morning glory), 1487 nucleotides long. Its product is annotated as mitogen-activated protein kinase 3-like. The transcript has 6 exons. Lineage: Eukaryota; Viridiplantae; Streptophyta; Magnoliopsida; Solanales; Convolvulaceae. The record is from RefSeq and is a predicted model, not a curated record. Gene Ontology annotation, molecular function: MAP kinase activity; ATP binding. The coding region runs from base 97 to 1194 and encodes 365 amino acids. Gene Ontology annotation, cellular component: nucleus; cytoplasm. Gene Ontology annotation, biological process: intracellular signal transduction; protein phosphorylation.
CCCAGGUAAGACUUACUCAGGCAUAUCGUCGAUCACCUGCCGAGGCCACUACAUCCUUCUCAACAUCCAACUCAGAACCGGAUUGCUGACAUCACCAUGGUGGGCGGCGGCGACUUCCUUGCGGUUCAGACUCACGGCGGGCAGUAUGUACAGUAUGACAUCUUCGGGAACUUGUUCGAGGUCACUUCCAAGUAUGCUCCUCCAAUUACUCCGAUUGGCCGCGGCGCUUACGGAAUCGUCUGUUCGGCUUUGAACGCUGAGACGAACGAGAUGGUUGCGAUUAAGAAGAUCGCUGAUGCUUUCGACAAUUACAUGGACGCGAAGCGAACUCUUCGCGAGAUUAAGCUUCUUCGCCAUUUAGAACACGAAAAUGUAAUAGCUAUAAAGGAUGUUAUUCCUCCACCAUUAAGAAGGGAAUUCAAUGAUGUCUAUAUUGCCACCGAGCUUAUGGACACGGAUCUUCACCAGAUAAUCCGAUCAAAUCAAGGUUUAUCGGAGGAGCAUUGUCAGUAUUUCUUGUAUCAGAUCCUUCGUGGGCUAAAGUACAUACAUUCUGCGAAUGUUAUUCAUAGAGACUUGAAGCCAAGCAACCUGUUGCUGAAUUCGAAUUGUGAUCUUAAGAUUUGUGACUUUGGACUUGCCCGCACAAACUUAGACAAUGAGUUCAUGACAGAAUAUGUUGUUACCAGAUGGUACCGGGCACCUGAGCUUCUGUUGAACUCUUCAGAUUACACUGCUGCUAUAGAUGUGUGGUCUGUUGGUUGCAUCUUCAUGGAGCUUAUGAACAGAAAACCUCUGUUUCAAGGAAAAGAUCAUGUACAUCAGAUGCGCUUAAUAACCGAGCUUCUUGGCACACCAACCGAUUCCGAUCUUGGAUCUAUUCAGAAUGAAAAUGCAAGAAGGUAUAUCAGGCAACUUCCACUACGUCCACGCCAGCAGUUAGCAAAUGUUUUCCCACACGUGCAUCCUUUAGCCAUUGAUCUUGUGGAUAAAAUGUUGACAUUUAACCCCUCCAAAAGAAUUACAGUUGAGGAAGCAUUAGCUCAUCCCUACCUUGCCCAGUUACAUGACAAAUCUGAUGAACCCAUAUGCCCGGUUCCAUUCACUGAUUUCGAGAAACAAGCCUAUGGAGAAGAGCAAAUAAAAGACAUGAUUUACCAGGAGGCACUGGCAAUGAAUCCAGGAUAUGCAUAACAAGAGGGCACUACCAUUUUCUCCCCUUUUCUUCCUCAGACCUACAAAACCUAUCUGUUAACUUCAAAUACUUGGAUGCUCCUGGGAGCUAUGCCUGUGGCAUGUUAUUGUAAUUUUUUUUUUGGGUAUUAUUUGUACUAUGUUAUAACCUGUUCAACCAUUAAUUAUUUUCUUUCUUCCACGUACAAUGAAGUAUUUGUACAGUGGAUUAGAGUUUGAGUUAUGAAAUCAAGAUGUACUAUUCUUUGGAGAGGCUAUAUAUAACAGAUUUGAUUGCAAAUUUGCAGAGAGUA